Megalopta genalis is the source of this 1749-nucleotide messenger RNA. Its product is annotated as ribosome biogenesis protein WDR12 homolog. The record is from RefSeq and is a predicted model, not a curated record. Gene Ontology annotation, molecular function: protein binding. Lineage: Eukaryota; Metazoa; Arthropoda; Insecta; Hymenoptera; Halictidae.
UUUGGCAAUUGUAGCGAAUCAGGAAAUACUACCAGUAUGGACCCGACCCUGAAGAAAACAUAUAGGAGGCAAAGAUUUCACAGUAAAUGGUUCUGUGAUGCUGCACUUGGUACAUGGGUACAACCAGUGGAUCAAGAUUUUUAUAAAGCUAAGUGCAUCGUGUGCCGUACAAUUCUUGUGGCUGGAAGAAGCCAGUUAUUGAAACAUAGCAAUACUACCCUACACAAAGAAAAUAUGAUUAAAGCCCAAGAAGAAGGGAAACUACAGGAAUUGAAAACAUUAGAUGAUUUGCCUAUUUCUAAAUUUCAAAAAGAUGUCAAAUCAUAUGCUUCAGUGGUGAAGAAACGGCUAAAAAGUUUGAGUCUUGUAUCAGAGACAAAUGUGGAACGUGUGAUCACUAUAUUAUGUAAGAAAAUUGAUGAACUCGAGCAAGAACUAGCAAAAGAUAGGAUUGGUCCACCUACGGGAAUUGAAUUUGAAAAUGUUGAUAAAAAUGUUUCUACGAAAGAAACAACGAAUGUUGAACCAGAAUCUCACAGCUAUCUUGUACAUAAUGAUUGGGUAUCCGCUUUUGCAGUUUGCGAAAAAUGGAUAGUAACUGCUUGUGAUGAUAAUACAUUGCAUAUUUGGACAUAUAAAGGAACACAUUAUCUCAAAACUCCUGGAUUGCACACGGCGCUCAUAACGGCUCUAGCGUGGAUAUCGCGGACUAAAAACGCUGCUAGUUUUGUUAGUACGUCGAUGGACGAAACGGCUAGGAUAUGGUCCUGGAAUAUCACGGAGAAUUCUGUGGAGUGUAUACUUGUAUGCAGAGGACACAAAUAUGGACUUGAAACGGUCAGCGUUAAUUACAACAAGACUAUUAUGGCUACAGCAGGACAGGAUCGCACGGUAAAACUUUGGUCUACAUCCAGUCAAAAUGAAAACGAAGACGGCGAAUCUACAUCGGGACGUGAAACAAGAGUACCCAAAAGAACAAUGGAAGGUCAUGAAGACAUUAUCAGCAGUUUAGUGUGGUCGGACGAUACUGAAAUUAUAACGUGCUCGCGUGACCACAGGAUAAUAAUAUGGGAUACGGAAUUAGGUGAAAUUAAACACGAGCUUAUUGGUCACGACAGGUUUUUUGACAUAGAUUAUUCACCUUUAUGUCGCUUUGUAAUAACAGCAUCGUACGGCAGGCACAUUAGAUUGUACGACCCGAGAUACACAGAGGGCACACUUUUAAAAACAUUAUUCACUUCUCCUUCUCAGACGCAACGAGUUCUGUCUGUUAGGUGGUCACCCGUGAAUGAGUAUUUAUUUAUUUCAGCAGGUGAUAGCAUGCAAGUUUGGGACACCAGAAACACGAAAGCACCAUUAUUUGACCUAUUCGGAAACGAAUCCUCAUUGUCAUACUGCGAUUGGUUGAAUCCAAAAUAUAUGGUAUUUGGAGGCAAAGAGAAAGUCGUAAGAAUAUUUCAAUCAAAACAAGUUCAUUGUUAACGACAAAUUAACAACGCAAAUCAGAGGGAAUAAAAGUUUCUAUUACUUUGAUGUAUUUAAUGUAAUCGUUUAAAUAAAAUAAAGCUCAAUAUUUUGUUACAAUAUAAUUUACUGAAUGUAUGGUGCAAUCGCUAAAAGAAUAAGAUAAAAACAAACGACUACUCAUGCUCAUGGUUACAUCGACGUAUUUUAAAUAAACGCGAAUACCAAAAGUUACGUGUAAAUACAGUCACUGAUUUUUGUACGAGAUUAAAGUUUUCUUAUGCA